CCUGCGCACCUCGCCGCGGCCGCGUCGCCUGCUCGCGGAGGCCUGGCUCGUCAUCGAUUCGCGGUCGCUGCUGCCAUUGUGACGGGAUUGUCUCGCCCACCCCGCCUCCCGGUGCUCGCUGCAGGUACACGCGCGGGCGGCGGCGUGUGUUUGCUUCGUCGUCGGGCUCGUCGUGUUGCUGCUGGUCAACCUCAGCGCUCUGGGUGGACGGGUUGAUUCGGCUGGUCUGGUUUUCUCGGCGGGCGUCCCCUCUACUGCUCCAUGUGCGUCCCUCCCGAAGCUGUGUACUCGGUCGAAGAGGAAGACCUUCCCUGAUAGACGAGGCCCUUCAGUCAAAGGCUCUCCAUUUCUGAAGAAAGCAUCAUCAAGAACACGGCGGGCAUGGAGGACGAGUUGCUAGCAGCCUGGCCCCACACACCGGUGACCUUCAAGGAUGUACUUGUGAACUUCUCCAGGGAGGAGUGGAAGCUGCUGGACACAGCUCAGCAGGUCAUGUACAGAGAUGUGAUGCUGGAGAACUACAAGAAUCUGACUUCCUUGGGGCACCAGCUUCCCAAACCAGAUGUGAUCCUCCAUUUGGAGAAAGGGGAAGAGCCCUGGCUGGUGGGGAGAGGGAUUCAGCAGGAGGCCCGUCCAGAUGUGGACACUGCGGUUGAAAUUAAAUCAUCAGUGUCCAGUAAGAGCAUUUCUAAAGAUAAACAAUCCUAUGGCAUUAAAGUGGAAGGAAUUCCAAAGAAUGAUCUCUGGUACUUAUCAUUAGAAGAAGUCUGGAAAUGUGAAGACCGGUUGGACAAGUAUCAGGAAAACCAGGAGAGGCAUUUGAGGCAAGUGGCAUUCACCCAAAAGAAAGCACUUACUCAGGAGAGAGUGUGUGAAAAUGGUAAAUAUGGGGGAAAUUGUCUUCUUCCUGCUCAACUAGUGCUGAGGGAGUAUUUCCAUAAACAUGACUCACGUACUAAAAGUUUAAAACACAAUUUAGUUUUUAGUGGUCAUCAGGAAAGCUAUGCAAGUAAUAGUAGUGAGUGUGGUCAAACCUUCUGUCAAAACAUUCACCUUAUUCAGUUUGCAAGAACUCAACCAGGAGAGAAGUCCUACAAAUGCCCUGGGACUGUCAACUCUCUGACUGGUGGUACGUCCCUUGCUGUAUCGAAGGGCAUACAUAGGGAGAAACCAUAUGAAUGUAAGGAGUGUGGAAAAUUCUUUAGCUGGCGUUCUAAUCUUACCAGGCACCGGCUGAUUCAUACUGGAGAAAAACCCUAUGAAUGUAAAGAAUGUGGAAAGUCUUUUAGCCGGAGUUCUCACCUCAUUGGACAUCAGAAGACUCACACUGGCGAGGAGCCCUAUGAAUGUAAAGAAUGUGGAAAGUCCUUCAGCUGGUUCUCUCACCUUGUGACCCACCAGAGAACUCACACAGGAGACAAACUCUACACGUGCAGCCAGUGUGGGAAAUCUUUUGUUCACAGCUCCAGGCUCAUUAGGCACCAGAGAACCCACACUGGAGAGAAACCGUACGAGUGUCCCGAGUGUGGGAAGUCUUUCAGACAGAGCACACAUCUCCUCCUGCAUCAGAGAACUCACGUCAGAGUGAGGCCCUACGAGUGCAACGAGUGUGGGAAGUCGUACAGCCAGCGGUCUCACCUCGUGGUGCACCACAGGACUCACACAGGCCUGAAGCCCUUUGAGUGUAAAGACUGUGGAAAGUGCUUCAGCAGAAGCUCUCACCUUUUCUCCCAUCAGAGGACCCACACUGGGGAGAAACCGUACGAGUGCCAGGACUGCGGGAAGUCCUUCAGCCAGAGUUCUGCCCUCAUCGUGCAUCAGAGAAUUCAUACUGGAGAGAAGCCAUACGAAUGCUGCCAGUGUGGGAAAGCCUUCAUUCGGAAGAACGACCUUAUUAAGCAUCAGAGGGUUCAUGUCGGGGAGGAGACCUGUAAGUGCAGUCGGUGUGGGGUUGUCUUCAGCCAGAACUCUCCGCUGAUAGUACAUCAAAUAGCGCACACUGGAGAGCAGUUCUUAACCUGUAACCAGUGUGGGACAGCCCUUGCUAACAGCCCUAGCCUCAUUCGCUACCAGACCGAUCAUAUUAGAGAGAAUACUUAUUAAUAUUAUGAAUGCGGAAAGUUCUUUACAAAGACCAGUAACUUUGUUUUACAUUGGAAACUCCUUCUGGAGGGAGGGGGUGUAGAUGUAAUCUCUGCAGAAAUGCUUUCAAUCUUGUUAGUACCCUUUUGUGCACUAGAGAAUUGGUCCGGGAAGGGGAAAUAACCCACAGAUUUCACUGUAGAACACAGAAACAUCAGCUUUUCUUUCCACGAAUUCCUACAAAACCAGUUAUCCUUGGAGCAUUCUUGACCAAGCCUUAAAAUGCUAGAAUCUGAGAAGGAACCAUUGGGUAGGUGGGAGAUUAUCCAGCUUUGUUGCCUUCUUUAAAAAAAUGUCAGUCAGAAUGAUACUUUAGAAAGAGAAGUCAAUGAGAGUUGCUAUUGCAAAGAAUAAAGCAUUGAUAGUUAUUGUAACAAAAGUAGAAAAUAAUAUUCCAGUGAAAUAAUUUGCCGUGUUUUUACUUGAUUGUCCUUCUGGAUACUUAAAGUGUCUCCUCUGUCUUAUCUGUCUGAUAUAAACCACAUUUUGGUUAGUAGGAGGGAAAAUGCUUAUAAUGUAAAGCAGUAAAAGAACACAUUUACUAGUAAUGGUACUUAUUUUAAGUGUAUUUGCAUGUGAGCAAGAAUUUAAAAACUAUCUGGAUAAUGAACAGAAUCGGUUGGUUAGGUAAUGGGAUUGAGUGUGUUUUAUAGUUUAUUCCUGUUACUCUGAUAAUUAUUUGAAGAUAUUUUUAAACAUUAAAAAGGAUAUCCAGUUUCUCUCUUCUGUCAUCAAGGCUGCUUAAGACCACCUGCUAGCAAACUUUCCUGUUCUACAUGGUUUGGGUCAUAGAACUGUACUCUUUGAGACCAUGUGCUGAAGGCUCCUGGGAAUUUAAACACAGGAAUUCCUUGGACUUUGAGACCUAGAAGAAGAGUAGGUGUUUGAGCACAUGAGGCGGAGUCCCCCUUUGCGUGGGAGCAGGUACCUGGGCCAUCUUAGAGCAGCGAUGCUCAGGAAACAGCACUUUUCAAGGCCACCCUCCUUCCAAGGUAGUCUUUUAUCUUUAUAUAGGAAACUUAGUGGUUAAAUGCGGAAACUUGAGCUAGACUAUCCAAGUUGAAAUUCCACCUCUGUCCUUAACUUGCUGGGGGAACUUGGGCAUGCUGCCUAACAUCUCUGUGCCUCUUCUGUAAAGUAGGGGUAUCACUUACCUUGUAGGACUGUGGUGAGUAUUAACUGAGUAAACAUACGAACAGCUUAGAAUAGUGCCUGACGUGUGUUAAGUGUUCUGUUUUCGUUAGUGUGGUGACUGGCAUCACUGUCGUUCCACCUCUGGUGUCCGUCACUGAAUUCACACCUGCUUGCGUGUGAGUAAGAGUCUAUGCAGCCCUCACUUCCUUCCCGGCCACGUUUCCUUCUUACCUACGUCAGCACUUCUCAACCUGAGGAAAUCACUGCCCAGAGUGGGUGUAUCGACUCACUUCUGAGGAUCAGUAAACAACUUUUAAUGUUGUAUGCUAAAUAAUCUCGUUUGUACAAAGCUUUUCUCUUCUAGGGAGAGAAGCCUAAUCUUCAGAUUCUGUGGUAAGUUCAUGACCCAAAAAUUUAGAAAGAGAACUUGUUUUAAUUCUGUUUCAUUCUAUAAAUGGAUCUCUGUGAAGGGAUUGGCCAUUAUUUGUCAUUUUCUAGCAAACAAGAUAUAUUUUAGAUGCUUAAUGAUUGAUGAAUGAUUAAUAUUUUUGAGACCAGGAGGACGAAGAUCUUGAUGUCUCUCUCCCAGGAAAAAUCCAGAAAUGAUGGUCAAGAGUCAUGAGACUUGAGAGCCACAAGGAACAGGAGACCAUCUAACUUGUAUUCUUCGUUGUACCGUUGAGAUCAAGUGAGGUGGCCCGGUCUCACGUUUUGAGUGACGUCAGACCCAGAACUAGACCCUUAGCUUCCUCGAUUACUGCUGCGCUCUUCAGGGCAGAUCUCUCGCUCACAUGUAUAAUGUGCUCCUGUUAGAAGUCAUUUUCAUGGUGAGCAGUGGUUCUUAGUGAGAGUGGAAGAGUAGUCCCCUAACCGGGCCUCUCAGAGUUUCUGAUAACUAUCUAACCUGACAUAGGUUAGCAACCUAACAUAGGUCAUUAACAUAACCCAUGGCUCAGUUUUCCUCAACUGUGUAACGGAGUUCCUUCUAGUAUCUACCUCAGACGGUUGUUGUAUGGGUUAAGUGAGAUAAUGUGUAUAAUGUAUUUAAAACAGUGCCUGGCACGCAAGUACUAAAUGUGUUAGCUUCCACUACUACUGUUAUUAACACAUUAAGGAAUGUAGGAAGAGACAAAUGUCUAUGGAAGAUGACUAAAACAUUACUUAUAAUAGUGCAAACUUUGCAGUAUAGAAAUGUAUAAUAGCAAAAUGGUUAUAGCCUAUCCAGGUCAUGGAAUAUUACACAGACAUUAAAAAUAUGCAAACUAUUAACAAGAAAAAUGUUGAUGUUAUCAUGUGUUUUGAAAAAAGCAUGAUAAAUAACUGUGAAUAUGGAGUAGCUCUAGUAAAAAUAAAUAAUUGUAAAUAA
This is a messenger RNA of Suricata suricatta (meerkat), 4642 nucleotides long. It is a transcript of the gene ZNF10, whose product is annotated as zinc finger protein 10. Gene Ontology annotation, cellular component: nucleus. Gene Ontology annotation, molecular function: DNA-binding transcription activator activity, RNA polymerase II-specific; RNA polymerase II cis-regulatory region sequence-specific DNA binding. Lineage: Eukaryota; Metazoa; Chordata; Mammalia; Carnivora; Herpestidae. Gene Ontology annotation, biological process: regulation of transcription by RNA polymerase II. Bases 382 to 2103 code for a protein of 573 amino acids. The record is from RefSeq and is a predicted model, not a curated record. The transcript has 6 exons.